ACAGUGUCUUCGAGACCGCUGGCUCGAAUAGUACUGUGUUUUUCAUUUAACGUUUGGUGCUCCGUCGAAUUAUUUUAUUCGUACACGCGGGAGUAUAAGCAAGCAGGAGCGAUCACCAAUUUAUUUCGUUGUCAUUGAUUUUUAUUCGGGAGAAAGAAACAUGAACAAGUUCUAUUGUUUGAGUUUGACAACAGCGGCGAGAAUAAUUGGUGCAUUCGGCCUGUCGACUUCCAUUUUAAUGAUAAACAUUAUAAUGAGCGAUUUCUUCUCGAGGAAAACAGAUGAAGAAUUUUUGGAUUCGGUCGAAAUGUGGUCAUUGCUGGGCCUCAAUUGGACUCAGUUUAUGAAAAACAUUCGAAUUUCCAAGAGAGUUGAGCUGGUCCUCGCAUGCUUCCUCGGUUAUUCCUUCCUCCUGCUGUUAGUCAGUGCUUUCCUGGCGCUCGGAACAGUUUGCAGGAAACCUCACUACGCUGUUCCCUGGCUGUAUCUUCAAAUGUUCAACAUCAUUGACCAAACGAUAUCUCUGUGUAUUCGCUUGAUCCACGAGCCUUAUUACGACUCGUACGACAAAUCGAAUUGGUACAUACCAUUAUCCAGCGUGUAUUUGGUGGCCAUGGUGUCUGUUUGGAUGACGGUGUACUCGGCUCGUCUCGAAUGGUACGAGUACGUUGGGCCGUUCGACAGUUACGAGAUCUUCAAUGCCGGUCAGAGCGCGGAAACGAGCGUAGAUUUUAAUGUGCCAAAGACGCCUUCGUACGUCGCCCAGAGUCGGAUGGUGUUGAAUUCGCCGCCACCGCACAUACCGAUCAAGUACGAGGUCGUCUGACAUUGAGGAAACAAUUGACAAAAAACGAGAAGGAGGAUGAAUAUUCGGAGGAAAAUUAGCCACAGGAGAAAACUCAUAACCGGAGAAGUUCUCGAGUCACGUAGGAAAUUCUUCGUAUUUUAAAAAACGAGGAAACCACGAACGAGACCGGGAGGCGUGCUGAAAACAAAGUUUUUUUCAACGUUCGGCGCCCGAACGAAGAAACAAGUAAUCGAAGCGUUUACACUAUCGAGCGAUGCGCGCCGAGUGUUUAAUUUUUCUUAUCACUGGAUGAAACCGCUCGCGGUAAGCUCUCUCAAAGUCUGAACAAUCGUUUCGAUCUUAAACAUACACGACGCGUAAGUUAAGUUUCAAGUGAGAAUAACCUCGAAUCCUUAGGCUCGAACGUAUGUUAAUAUUUAUUUUGUACUAAUGGCCCUAAUCUAAUGUACGAAGGUAAGAAAAACUUGUGAGCACAGAAUGUAAGAAACACAUUGUGAAGAAAAACCCUCGAGAUAAAGAGACUCGCAAAAAA
Molecule: messenger RNA, 1340 nt
Organism: Venturia canescens
Lineage: Eukaryota; Metazoa; Arthropoda; Insecta; Hymenoptera; Ichneumonidae
Exons: 5
Coding region: 161-826 (221 amino acids)
Source: RefSeq, a predicted model, not a curated record